AUGGACCUCAUGGAGAGAGCCAUGGCCAAGGAGGAUGAGAUGCUGAAAGGAAAGGCCACGCUGCUGGAGUUGUGCCAGCUCAUAGACAGCGACGCCAGCGGCAGUUUGGAUGUGGACGAGUUCAAAUCUGGCUUCGAGAACAACCCGGAGUUUGCCAGCAGCCUGAUGACGAUGGGCGUUUUCUUGGAAGACGUGCAUCUUCUCUUCGACGUUCUGGACGUUGAAGGCUCGGGAACUGUGCCGUAUGUGGAACUGGUGGACACUCUGGCGCGCCUCAAAUCGCACAUCUCCUAUGUGAUCUUGUACCAGCUCACCGCGAUCCAGAAGCACAUGAGAGACAUUGCCCAGCGAGAGGCCCCACCAAAGGAACCCGUGUUCAAGCUUGCCAAGGCGGAGGAGGACCCCGUCCCAGCGAAGCUGAGAGAAGACAAGUAUCACCCGGUGCCGGAGAAGCUCGAGGGAGCCCAAGGCUUUAGGGACUUGCUGGACAGAAGGUUUGCAGAGAUGAUGGCAGAUAAUAAGCGACGCAUGGACCAGAUCAUCGAAGAGAUGGAUCAUAGCUUCAGUCAAGCGCAGAGGCUGGAAAGUGACAUUAAGGCUCCUGUGAAGAAGUGCUAUAGCUCCAUUUUGGAGGCCCUGGAUCACAGCUCCAGCGUUGUAUUGGAGAUGCUGCGAGCAGAGGUGGUGCCGGGCUUGAACGAGCUCAACGAUAAUGGCGAGACAUCGUUGCUGCUUGCGAUCAAGCGGCAAAAGUGGGAGGUGGCGUUGGCCAUUUUGCAGAGACAGGACUUCACCAGGCUGAACGCCCUGGAUAAACUGGGCUUGUCCUGCUGGCACCAUUGCCUUGUCAGAGACCGCUCUGAUGUGGCCGCCGCGAUCCGGCACCGCCCCGACUUCGACGUCCCGGUGGCGUUGAGCGGCGAGGCCAUCUCGAGAUGUGGCACCGACCACAGCCGUGACAGUCGAUCCAUUGGGUUCUGGAUGGUGCAUGGCAUCUUUGCGCUGAAACGCUCGCAAUUUUCCUGUGGGUCCCUGCUGGAGGCCCCAGUCAACGACACCAACCUUCCCAAAUGGGAUGGGCUAGUGCUGCAGUCGCAAGAGUGUCGCAAGCAGCAAGAAGGCUUGCGAAGAGUGAGUGGUCGGCUAGUGGAGGGCGGGCAAGGAGCUAAGGAGCUGGUGAGGCUGCGCAGUCGCACUGCUUCUCUGGAGUUCACAUCGAAGUUUCACCAAGCCAUGAGGGGCGCCAGCUUUAACAAGGUCUUCCAGAUGAGCAAGGAUGCUGAAGCAACCUGUGCACACCUGCUGGCAAACGCCAAAGUGGUGGAGGGUCAGUACAAGGCGCUUCGCGCGGAGCAUGAGAUGCUGAGAAUUGAGGCAGAUACGCUGAGAUUCUGCUUGGACAAGGCCGGAAUUCUUCCCUCAGCUGUGUUUGACGAGGAGCUGAAGCGUCGCGGAGCGGAGAGGCCGCAAGAGGAGCUCUGGCUCCGGAUUUGCCCCAUCGAGCGCAAGUGGCCAACCCAUCGCCGAAGGCUCAAGUGA
Molecule: messenger RNA, 1539 nt
Organism: Effrenium voratum
Lineage: Eukaryota; Dinophyceae; Suessiales; Symbiodiniaceae
Source: the annotation of a GenBank genome assembly